This is a messenger RNA of Ictidomys tridecemlineatus (thirteen-lined ground squirrel), 1865 nucleotides long. RefSeq names its product fibroblast growth factor 23 (gene Fgf23). Gene Ontology annotation, molecular function: growth factor activity. NCBI's taxonomy places the organism in Eukaryota, Metazoa, Chordata, Mammalia, Rodentia, Sciuridae. The record is from RefSeq and is a predicted model, not a curated record.
UCUGCUAUUUGCCAGAACGGAGAAGACAGGGCUAGGCCUGGGGAGUCAAGGAGGGAGUGUCAGGUUUCAAACUCAGCACUAGCCAUUCAGAAAACAGCGAUGUUGGGGACCCGCCUCAGGCUCCUGGUCUGGGCUCUGUGCGGUGUCUGCAGCAUGCGCAUCAUCAGAGCCUAUCCCAACACCUCUCCACUGUUGGCCUCCAACUGGGGCGGCCUGACUCACCUGUACACUGCCACGGCCAGGAACAGCUACCACCUGCAGAUCCACAGGGACGGCCAAGUGGAUGGCACACCCCAUCAGACCAUCUACAGUGCCCUGCUGAUCAGGUCAGAGGAUGCUGGCUUGGUGGUGAUCUCAGGUGUGAUGAGUAGGAGAUUCCUCUGUAUGGAUUUCAGAGGCAACAUUUUUGGAUCACAUCACUUCAACCCGGACAGCUGCAGGUUCAGGCACCAGACGCUGGAGAACGGCUAUGACAUCUACCACUCCCCCCAGCACCACUUCCUGGUCAGCUUGGGCCGGGCCAAGAGGGCCUUCCUGCCAGGCAUGAACCCGCCGCCCUACUCCCAGUUCCUGUCCCGGAGGAACCUCGUCCCGCUGAUCCACUUCAACACCCCGACGCCGCGCCGGCGGCACACCCGGAGCGCAGAGGACGACUCAGAGAGGGACCCGCUGAACGUGCUCAAGCCCCGGCCCCGCAUGACCCCGGCGCCGGCCUCCUGCUCCCAGGAGCUCCCGAGUGCCGAGGACAACAGCGUGGUGGCCAGCGACCCCCUGGGCGUGCUCCGAGGCAGCAGGGUCAACACGCACGCAGGGGGCGUGGGCGUGGAAAGGUGCCACCCGUUCCCCAAGUUCAUCUAGGGAAACCCGAAAGAUCCUCCUUAACCCACCUUUCUGCCCACUCAGCUUUCUCUAAAGGACCCAGCCCCCUUCACACUCCAAGGUCAAGGUGGAGGGGAUGCGUGCAAUCCCUGCUUCCCUCCAUUCCCUUUCCCUCGGGUCCCCUGAGAAUCAGCCUUUGCCACCUGAGUACUGGGGUUUCAUUUCCCCCACCCUACACCCCCGCUUCUUGGUAUAAGAAACCCCAACAGGUAAAUGUCCCAUUUAAGGGAAGAAAGGGGAUUCCAACCACCCCCACUUCCCUUCCCUAUGCCUCUUCUCUACAUCAGUCUAGCAUUUAGAAGAAGCAGUGGUAGCAGGUUGGGUUUUCAUACUUGCAUGGUGUGGGGAAGGGGCCAUCUAGCAGCUUCUCCAGCGCUCUGUGUUACCUAUCUGGAUCCUACUGGCAUUUGAGUUUGCACACCUUGACAUUAAGAGCUGAACCAGGCGAGUUGAUGAGAACACUAAUUUCAAGUUUUGGUUCUGCCUGGAGUAUCUCUGGGGAAAGGCUAUCAAAGGAGACUGAGGCGGGCUGGUCAAAAGCACAUGGAGAAUGCUCCUGGAACUGAAGCAGAAAUCUCCACUCCUUUGCAGAGUGGCUGCGCUCUGCCUCCCUCUCUCCUUUUACACAACUAGAGCCAGAGGACCAAGAGUGAUUCUGCAUUAGUUCCCAAGUGCCUGAUAAUUUAGCCUCACUCCUUGGCCCCAUUUUUGACUUUAAUGAAUUAGGCCGAAAGAAUAAGUUUAGUUUUUGGUUCCUGGAAAUCUACCCCCACCUGCCAGGAUUUUGCAAAAGGGAAACACAGUCACUCUCUCCUAAGAGGCAUUUAAUUAUGUCUCUACUUGCAGGUUGAGUAGUAAUACCUUUGACAUGAAUUUCAAAAACGUGUCUGGGGAACACUGCAACUGCUCUGGGUUGGACUUUCCAUGGACUAAAAAAAAAAAAAAUGCAAUUUUUUUGUAAGUGAAGUGGAAUCAAGGACUCGGGG